Molecule: messenger RNA, 840 nt
Organism: Homalodisca vitripennis (glassy-winged sharpshooter)
Lineage: Eukaryota; Metazoa; Arthropoda; Insecta; Hemiptera; Cicadellidae
Exons: 5
Coding region: 19-840 (273 amino acids)
Source: RefSeq, a predicted model, not a curated record
ACAACCUAUGCUAAGACCAUGUUAAAGGAAUUGCUGAGAUUUGACGUUCAUCAUCGAACUGAAAAGGACUUACAGGAACACGUUUCUCGACUUCGCUGUUUGGUUAGAAAGGUGGUUCUAUUGCUGCUGGAGAAAAGUUCUCUCUGCAAAAAUCUGGAGGAACAAAGAACAGUACUUACUCUGCAGUGCACCUCGCUGAAGAAUCUAGUAGCCGUCUCGAAGGACCUGUUGACUUUGAGAAACACUGAAGUCGAGCAACUCUAUAAAAAUAUAAAAAUUAUGGAGGAAAGAAUUAAUUUGGAAAACAUUAAACAACAAAACAUUCUUAAUACUUUGUCUGAGUCUGCAAGGUUGAAUGAAGAUAUUAAAGCACAAUACCAUUGUCAAAUAGAGAUGUUCAACGACCUGCGAGCUCGGUACGAGGAGAAGGUGGCGCUCCUGGUGGCCGAGAACACGCAACUGUCAGGGUUGUUGGCGGAGCAGAACACUAACAUGGUAGGAGAUGGAAGGGAGGGGAGGACAUUAAAAUCGCUAUGUGAGGUUCUGACUAAUAAAGAAGAAAAUGUAGUACCAAAAGUUCCUAGUAUUGAUAAGCAGUCUAAAUCGUGUCCUGAUGAUAUCACCGACACAGUAACAGACAAACAAAAGGGGUAUGGAGAGGGAGAAGUACAAGUAGAAGUAAUAAUGAAACUCGAGGGUGAUAACGAAGAGAAAAUUGCCACAUCAGUACCAGAGAUCAUUGCAUCUCAGGAACUCACAGAAAAUGUUAUGGACAAGGAAAUAGCAGAACACACAGGACAGGGGGAGGGGGAGACAUCUUGUCUUACACCUGAUAUAUGA